Messenger RNA from Musa acuminata AAA Group (dessert banana), 5229 nucleotides. RefSeq lists its product as uncharacterized. Gene Ontology annotation, cellular component: plasma membrane. Gene Ontology annotation, molecular function: ATP binding; protein serine/threonine kinase activity; calcium ion binding. Gene Ontology annotation, biological process: protein phosphorylation; cell surface receptor signaling pathway. NCBI's taxonomy places the organism in Eukaryota, Viridiplantae, Streptophyta, Magnoliopsida, Zingiberales, Musaceae. The record is from RefSeq and is a predicted model, not a curated record. The transcript has 7 exons. Bases 310 to 4914 code for a protein of 1534 amino acids.
AAUCCCAUGUUCAUUAGAUAAUUAAAUGGUACAACAUACAUUCGAUCCCAAGGCCAUUUGCCUUAUCCAUCUCCAUAAUAAUACAGCAGAAAGUCUGGUCGCCGAAUCUACAAUCCUAUGGCUUCGGGAUUUUAUGAUCGCUACUCACUUAUUCUCAAUGCUUGGCUUACAAUUCUGAUUUUUUUUAUAUAAGUCAAUCGCAAAGCUCCUUUUGGCCAUCCGAAAAAGAAAAACAUGGUAAGCUUAUGACAACUUCCUUUGUUGACCUGCUUGAUCAUAUCAACAGAUACAAAUUUUACUCUAUACCCGAUGAAUGGUUGUCCAUCAAAAUGUGGGAGUGUUGACAUUCCUUUUCCAUUCGGGCUAACGAAAGGGUGUUACAGAGAUCAGGCAUUUGCUCUAACAUGCAACCACACAUCAAGUCCUCCCACUCUCCUCUUCCAAGAGUAUUACAGAGUGCGUAGUAUAUCGUUGGUGAAAGGGCAAUUAGAAGUUAAGUAUGAACACAAUGAGCUCUACAGCUUUACCUUUGAAACGACACCUUUCAUCUAUGUUCGCGAGCCGCCCAUUGUUAGUUGGGUCAUUGAGGAUCAGCGUUGCAAGGAUGCUCGAAGCAAUAGGACCAUGUUUGCAUGUGUCGAUGAACACAGCUCAUGUUCGGACAUUAACACCACAACAAGCGAUGGUCAAGAUUUCUGGAGGUACCGUUGUACUUGCUCCAAAGGUUAUGAAGGAAAUCCAUACCUACGUAAUGGAUGUACAGAUAUCGAUGAGUGUAAAUUCCCCGACAAAUACGUCUGCAAUGGGGUUUGUAAUAACACGAUGGGCAGUUAUAGCUGCACAUGUCCACGAGGGACAACUGGUGAUCCUAAACGAGCAUGCAUCCCCGACAAAAAACAGACUGUUCUAUUGGGUGUCAUCAUCGGCGUAAGCAAUGGCGUGGGCCUAUUGCUGUUGAGUACUAGUUUGAUCAUCCUUAGGAGGAAAUGGAAGAAAAGAAAACAAAAGAGAGUAAGAGAAAAACACUUCCGUCAGAAUCAUGGUUUACUGCUACAACAACUUAUCUCUUCCCGUGAAGAUGUUGCUGAGAGAACAAAGAUAUUUCCUCUAGAAGAGAUAGAAAAGGCAACCAAUAAUUUUGAUGAAACUCGAGUGCUCGGUCGCGGAGGACACGGAACAGUUUACAAAGGGAUUCUGUCGGAUCAACGCGUAGUCGCCAUAAAAAAGUCAAAGAUUGUGAAGAAGAGCGAGAUAGAUCAAUUCGUCAAUGAGGUUGCAAUUCUUUCUCAAAUUAAUCACAGAAACGUGGUAAAGCUUUUUGGAUGCUGCUUGGAGACCGAAGUGCCCUUAUUGAUCUAUGAAUUUAUCUCAAACGGUGCUCUUUCGGACCAUCUUCAUGCUUCAGAUGGUAGUUCUGCAUUGUCAUGGGAAGCUCGUCUGAGGAUCGCUGCAGAAACCGCAGGAGCACUUGCUUAUUUGCACUCAGCCGCUUCGAUAUCGAUUUUACACAGAGAUGUUAAGUCAUCGAAUAUUCUCUUGGAUGAUCACUUCACAGCAAAACUAUCAGAUUUUGGGGCUUCACGAUUUAUUCCACUUGAUCAAACUCAUAUAGUCACAGGUAUUCAAGGAACCUUUGGAUACUUGGAUCCAGAGUAUUAUCAAACAAGUCAAUUGACAGAGAAGAGCGAUGUUUAUAGCUUUGGGGUCAUUCUUCUGGAGCUUUUAACAGGAAAGAAACCUAUUUUCUCCAUCGAACAUGAGAAUAAACAGAACCUGUCAAUGUAUUUUCUCCAAGCACUAAAAGACAAACGCUACUUUGAUCUUGUGGAAGAUCGUGUUAUGAAAGAAGGGACUAAACAAGAGCUUAUGGAAAUUAUUCAACUGGUAGCAAUGUGCUUGAAGUUUAAAGGAAGCGAAAGGCCUACGAUGAAAGAAGUGGAGUAUAAACUACAAAGCCUAAGAAGGAUUCGAAAGAAUGGAGGACGUCAUAUUUCAGAAGGUAACGAAGAAACUGAGUGCCUGCUGAGCGAUUCAUCUUAUACUUUCUCUGAUUCAAUGGACCAAGCAACCGAAGGGACAUCCAGGAAUUAUAGUUUAGAAAAAGAAUUUAUGUGGUCACAUUAUAACCCACGCUGGAAGAGGGCAAGGUUAGUCCGAGAGAGAGAGAGAGAGAGAGAAGGGAUGGGAUGGGUGGAGCUGUUGCUGCUGCCGCUGACAUUGAGUUUAUUGGGUUCAACAAAAGUGGAAAGUGCAUCCACAGAGAAACAUUUCACUUUACCUUCCAACUGCACGAACAGAUGCGGUAACAUCAGUAUUGAGUAUCCUUUCGGCAUAGGCCAUGGCUGUUAUCUACCGGGAUUUAAUCUUACUUGCACGAACUAUACCGACCAACCUCCAAGGCUCUCCUUGGGCGAUGGAAUCCUCGAGGUCACUAGAAUCGAUUUGGAUACUGGGACUGUGCGCGUCAAGACACCCAUUGUCACCUUGAGUGUAGCUGAGGAGUUCAUUGCUGCUCCAUUAAUUGAUCUUCAGGAUUGGCCUUACUCUUUAACAUCAUUGGAACAAGAAAUACAGAAUUUUUACACAAUAGAUACAUAUAAUCGUUUGUAUGUGUCUGGUUGCAGCGUCGUUGCCGACCUAGUGGAUCCCACUACUAAUAAGACUAUCGGUACUUGCAUAACUAGAUGCACUUCCACUGACAACAGGCAGUGCUCACUUAGUUUAUAUUAUUGGAAUAGUACUUCAUUGGAGGUUCGAUUAACUCGACUCAAUCAGAGUGACCUUCAUUUGCUUCAUGCUUCCAGUAUCAAAGUUUUCGUGUACGAUUAUUACAAUGCUAGCAAAGAUGAUCUCCAAGGAAUAGUGCAAGGCAGGGGCUCAGAAGUGGAGACUGCCCUAUCAUGGUACAUCAAAGACUAUCCUACCUGUGAAGAGGCCAAGAAGAAUAUGGAAACUUUUGCCUGCAGCAAUCCCAAUAGCGACUGCUAUGACCUCCUUAAUUAUGGCUACACGAAUUAUAAUAUUGGAUACAUAUGUCGAUGUUCUCUUAACUAUAAAGGCAAUCCAUACCUAGCCAAUGGUUGUGAAGAUGCAUCUUUAACUUUGGUUCCGAGCAAAGGCUGUCGAGCAAAAUGUGGGGGUGUUAACAUCUCUUUUCCAUUCGGGCUAAGCAAGGGUUGUUACAGAAGCCAGUCAUUUGCUCUAACAUGCAACACGACAUUCAAUCCUCCUAUUCUGUUCUUCAUGGGCAAUUACAUAGUGCGUAAAAUCUCAUUGGAGGAAGGACAAUUGGAAUUCAGUGCACCAAACAGAACAACAGACAGUUCUUACAUUGAUGACAACUAUUACUACUUCGAUGAAACUGGACCGUUCACGCCACUUGAACAGCUGUCGACCUUUAGUUGGGUGAUUGAGUCUAAGAAUUGCGAGGAAGCCAAAAAGAACAUGACCACAUUCGCAUGUGUCGACAAAAACAGUUCGUGUGUGGACGUUUCCAAAACUUCUACCAAAGAUAUCCAGGGAUAUCGUUGCAAAUGCCAGAAUGGUUAUCAAGGAAAUCCAUAUAUUGCCGAUGGAUGCAAAGAUAUUGACGAGUGCAGCGGUCCCAACAAUAACGUUUGCAAUGGGAUAUGCAGAAAUACGAUUGGUGGUUAUGAGUGCCUUCCUGACAAAAAACAGACUGUUUUGUUAGGUGUCAUAAUCGGUGUAAGUCUUGGCAGUGGCUUAUUGCUCUUAAGCAUAAGUUUUAUCAUCCUAAGAAGGAAAUGGAAGAUCAGAAAGCAAAAGAAAAUAAGAGAAAGACACUUCCACCAAAAUCAUGGACUACUAUUACAACAGUUAAUCUCUUCUGACGAAGACGUUGAUGAGAAAACAAAGAUAUUUUCUCUAGAAGAGAUAGAAAAGGCAACCAACAAUUUUGAUGAAACUCGAGUACUCGGUCGCGGAGGACAUGGCACAGUUUAUAAAGGGAUUUUAUCAGAUCAACGUGUAGUCGCCAUAAAGAAAUCUAAAAUAGUAAAAAAGAGUGAGAUAGAUCAAUUCAUCAAUGAGGUUGCAAUUCUUUCUCAAAUUAAACAUAGAAACAUCGUCAGGCUUUUUGGAUGUUGUUUAGAAACAGAAGUCCCCUUGUUAGUCUAUGAAUUUAUCUCCAACGGGACCCUUGCAGACCACCUCCAUGUUUCAGAUGGUAAUUCUGUAUUAUCAUGGGAAGCUCGUCUGAGGAUCGCUGCAGAAACUGCCGGAGCACUUGCCUAUCUGCACUCGGCAGCUUCAAUAUCAAUUUUACAUAGGGAUGUUAAGUCAUCAAAUAUUCUUUUGGAUGAUCAUUUCAGGGCAAAAGUAUCGGAUUUUGGAGCCUCAAGAUUUAUCCCACUUGAUGAAACUCAUAUAACUACUGUUAUCCAAGGCACCUUUGGAUACUUGGAUCCAGAAUAUUACCAGACUAGUCAAUUGACGGAGAAAAGUGAUGUUUAUAGCUUUGGGGUUAUUCUUCUGGAGCUUCUAACGGGAAAGAAACCUGUUUUCUCCAUUGAGCAUGAGAAUAGGCAAAACCUAUCUAUGUAUUUUCUUCAAGCAAUAAGAGAGAAGCAUUCUUUUGAUCUCGUGGAAGAUCGUAUCAUGAAAGAAGGAACUAAACAAGAGCUUCUGGAAAUUAUUCAACUGAUAGAAAUGUGUUUGAAGUUGAAUGGGAUUGAAAGGCCAACGAUGAAAGAAGUGGAGCAUAAAUUACAAAGCUUAAGAAGGAUCGGAAAGAAAAAACGAUAUCCUAUUCCAGAAGGUAUGGAAGAAACCGAGUAUCUGCUAAGUGACUCAUCUUAUACCUUUUCUGAUUCAGUUGACCAAACAACUGAGGGGACAUCCAGAAAUUACAGCUUAGAAAAGGAAUUCCUAUGGUCAUUAUAUAACCCACGAUGAGCUCGUAUUCCACUUAAUAAUUCAUAUUUAUAUCUCUAUUUCGUGUGAUAUUACAUGUUAUAUGUAUAAUAUUGAGCAUGUUUUAUAAAGUUCUCGUGUCAAUAUUAAUGUGUCUUGUAUUGUCACUAGAAAGUUUGUCUCAUAAACGGUUAUACAACGUUAUCUUUUGUGUACGUCAAGUGUUUCAUGUAGUCCUCAUGUGAAUAUUAUUGUGUCUUGUAUUAUUAUCAAAAAGUUUGUUUCAUGUAGUCCUCAUGUGAAUAUUAUUGUGUCUUGUAUUAUUAUCAAAAAGUUUGUAUCCCAUAAAUGUUUAUA